Messenger RNA from Carassius gibelio (silver crucian carp), 3531 nucleotides. RefSeq names its product alcohol dehydrogenase iron containing 1 (gene adhfe1). The record is from RefSeq and is a predicted model, not a curated record. NCBI's taxonomy places the organism in Eukaryota, Metazoa, Chordata, Actinopteri, Cypriniformes, Cyprinidae. Gene Ontology annotation, cellular component: mitochondrion. The transcript is spliced from 18 exons. Gene Ontology annotation, molecular function: metal ion binding; alcohol dehydrogenase (NAD+) activity. Bases 81 to 1496 code for a protein of 471 amino acids.
ACCUGUCAGCAGGUGGCAGACGAACACAGUGCGAACUGUACGUGUCUGCAGUCGCGCGCAAGCGGGCGCGAGCAGAAAUCAUGGCAGGCGGUGAGAGAGUCGCUCAUUUGAUGCGUCAGCUCGCGAGCGCGGCGUGCAGAUGCCCGGCUCAUUCUCAAGCAUAUUCCCACACUUAUAAUCGAGUUUCUACAGGUGAGGUUCAUAUGCGUGAACGGAAAACAGAUUAUGCAUUUGAAAUGGCUUGUUCAAAUAUCAGAUAUGGAGCAGGAGUUACCAGAGAAAUUGGCAUGGAUUUGCAGAACAUGGGAGCACGUAAUGUGUGUCUGAUGACGGAUAGGACCUUGUCUCAGCUGCCGCCGGUUGGAGUAGUGUUGGACUCAUUGACGAAACAUGGAGUCAAAUAUAAGAUCUAUGAGGAUGUGCGAGUAGAACCAACAGACAAAAGCUUUAAAGCAGCGAUUGAUUUUGCCAAACAAGGACAUUUUGAUGUGUAUGUUGCUGUGGGCGGGGGCUCUGUGAUUGACACCUGUAAAGCAGCCAAUCUCUAUGCGUCUCAUCCAGAGGCAGAAUUUCUAGACUUUGUCAAUGCACCAAUUGGAAAAGGAAAACCCAUCACAGCCUCACUGAAACCACUCAUCGCUGUUCCUACUACGGCUGGAACGGGGAGUGAAACUACAGGAGUGGCUAUCUUUGACUUUGAGGACCUGAAGGCCAAAACUGGUAUUGCAAAUCGAGCCCUAAAGCCCACUUUGGGGAUGGUGGAUCCCUUACAUACUCUGCACAUGCCAUCAAGAGUGGCAGCUAACAGUGGCUUUGAUGUGCUCUGUCAUGCAUUAGAGUCAUUCACUGCUUUGCCGUAUAACCUAAGGAGUCCCUGCCCAUCCAACCCCAUCAAUCGCCCAGCUUACCAGGGCAGCAAUCCAAUCAGUGAUGUUUGGGCAAGACAUGCUCUCAAGAUCGUUGCCAAAUACUUGAAGCGAGCGGUGCGUGAUGCUGGAGAUGUGGAGGCUCGCUCCAGCAUGCACCUGGCCAGUGUGUUUGCUGGAAUCGGCUUUGGCAAUGCAGGAGUCCAUUUAUGUCAUGGAAUGUCAUAUCCCAUUGCUGGGAAUGUCAAAACUCACAGGGCUAGAGGCUACAAUGUAGAACAUCCUAUAGUGCCUCACGGACUCUCUGUAGUUCUUACGUCCCCUGCUGUUUUUGCCUUCACUGCAAACAUGUGUCCUGAGCGCCACCUGGAGGCUGCACAAAUACUAGGUACUGAUGUGAGUAACAUCAAGAAAGAUGAUGCUGGCCGUGUGUUGGCUGACACUCUCAGAUCGAUCCUGUAUGACCUGGAAGUGGAGGAUGGCUUGUUUGCAAUCGGCUACACUAAAGAGGACAUUCCAUCUUUGGUGAAGGGCACCAUCCCUCAGGAGCGGGUAACUAAACUGUCUCCUCGAGCUCACACUGAAGAGGAUCUGACUGAUCUGUUUGCAGCAUCCAUGAAGCUCUACUGAACAGACUGAAGAACAUUUUCACAUAUUGACGUGGUUCUCAGAAGCACAGCCUUUGAUUAGCUGUGCUGAUUUCAUUAUGUAAGCAGAGACACUGAUCUUAACACUCUGACCUCAAUUACUUUUAAUCCUUUCAGUGAUGUCACUGUCCCGAGCCAGAAAAGCAGAGACAGUAACACACUCACAAUCAGAUACUGUAUUCUGCAUGUCAGCAUAUUUAAGCAUAAUUAUCAUUGUGAUAUAUGUAAACCACCCUGCACACACAGAGAGAGUAUGCAUGCUCUCCAUUCAAUCUAACUAUUAAGGCUGAUUUGUUAAUCAGUGUGAUUUAGACAGGUUGGAUUUAAAUGAGUCUAAUCUAAGAAUCAGGUUUAGACUUAAUCUAGUUAGCAACAUAGUUUUUUCUGCUGAGUUGUUUUUAUAUCUUAAAUCAGUGAUGAAUUAAAAUGGAUUAAUGCAUUCAGAUUAAUUUGUUCAUGCUGUCUGAAAUGUUUAUCUGAAGUGAGGAACCUUUUAUAGGAUUUUAAGUUCUGAAAAUUAAAUAAAUAUUCAUACUUUCCCUAUAUCACUACACAAGUAAUUUUCUUGGAAAUGGAGCUAGAAGCAUUAAAAACUGAAUUUAAUGGAGUAUAUCGACUAUUGUGUGAAACAUUAUGAAAUCAGAAUAUUUCUUACUGUACUGCAGGCUAAUAAAAUGUAUGAAAUCUGAAAAUAUUAUCAUUUUGUUGUGCCUUUUUUGACAUAUAUGAAGUUUUCUAUGUAGGGACCUGUUUCGCUAAAGGACUGGGUAUAGAAUGUGAAGUGUUGUGUCAUUUGUUAUUGGUGUGAGUGCAGCAGAGAGCUGACUUUUAGAAGCGUGUGAUUGGCUGAUCAGAGCUUUGGCUUCUGGAAGCGUGUGAUUGGCUGGUCAGAGCUAUGUCCUGCAGCAUUUAAUCUAUUAACUAUUAAGUGAAACAGAUUUAAAUAGAUUUAAGAGUGACGUUUCCUAGAAAAGCACCUAAACAUGAUCUUGUAAUGAGUGUGCGUGUAAGAGAGUAUUUAAAGAGGGGAGAAGAUUUAGCACUUGCAGUGAUUCUUCUUGCAGUUUGUGUUUUGUUUGACUUCGUCAUGCAGCAAAUCUACACACAGAGCCAUGAAGAGUUUGAGGUGUUCACCACUGUUCUGUCGCCUCAAGUUUGUCAGAAGAGAGUGAUAUUCAAGCACCAAGGAGAAAUGAUGGUUGUGGCAGCAGACUACAGCGCAGACUGUGAUGAAGAGCUGAGUGUCCGUGCCGGUGAGGUUGUGUUGCUGCUGUAUCAGGAGAAUGCUGACUGGUGUUAUGUCCGACUUCAGAACGGAAAGGAAGGAUACCUGCCCACAGCCUGCUUCACUACGAAGCAGGAGUCAUUGAGGCCCUCUGUAACUCAGCCAUCGCAGAGCUUUACACAAACGUCAUCUAAAGAUCGGAUUGGCUGCUCUGGAGGGCGUUCUCUGAAUCUGCUGCGGCGAGCGUCUCUGUCAGGAGUGCCAGGUUCACCUCGGUUGCUUCAGCGGCUGCUCUCUCGUCGACGUAGUGAGGGACAUGCUGUACGUUCGAUCGGCUCCAUCAAUCAUGCAUUUCAUCCUGACUGAUCCAUCUAACCCUAGAGCUCCAGUUUUCUCUUCUAAAUGGGUCACAGAACAUCAGAAACUAGGACAAGUCUGACACCAAAGUUCAGUCUGCAUGCAACUCCUUCAGAUUUGGAGAUAAAACUGACUUUGGUGUCCUGAUUAGGGUUUGGGGCCUCGGUAACUUCGUUGCCAGUUCCUAGCACUGAAACUGUUAACUGGUGUUAAGAAUCUUUACCAUUACUGCCCCGUGUAAAUAUGUGAAUACUGGUAAAAAAAAAAAAAAAAUGUAAAGCCCUGCAAGUUGCUUUGGAUAAAAGCGUCUGCUAAAUGCAUAAAUGUAAAUAUUGUGAUUUUUUUUUUAUCCGAAAUUUCACACUCUUCUUCACCUAUGAAUGUAUUUAAUAUGUACAUGUUUUGACUAAUAAUACAGAAAGACUACAAUGAGAAA